This is a messenger RNA of Ipomoea triloba (trilobed morning glory), 854 nucleotides long. RefSeq lists its product as uncharacterized. The coding region runs from base 4 to 507 and encodes 167 amino acids. The transcript has 3 exons. Lineage: Eukaryota; Viridiplantae; Streptophyta; Magnoliopsida; Solanales; Convolvulaceae. The record is from RefSeq and is a predicted model, not a curated record.
GCCAUGGCAGCUGGUCAGGAAAACGGGUGGCCGCUGGGGCUGCGCCACCCACACAAUCUCAGAAUCCGGCGAUUCAAUGGAUCAAUCGUUUCUUUCGACACUACAGCUUCCCCUACCUCCAUUUCUGGUUUUUCCUCUGAUCUUGACACUCAGUCAACUGGUUCUUUUUUCCGGGACAAUAGCAUCACGCUAGGAAGUCUCAUGGGAAUCUCCAACUUGGUGGAGCUGUCCAGAAGAUCAUCAACUCGGAGGACAAGACAACCUUUGAGAAGCGAAAGUAGCGUGGUCAAAUCCAAGAAAACAUGUCUGUUUUCUCUGUGUUACAGGCUCAACAGUAGUGACGACGAGGAUAUGAUGAAAACCGCCAUGGCUCCUUCUUUGGGUUACCUUCUGGAAGUUGAGAGGAGAGCUUCUGCAAGGUUUUACCAACCAAAUCAUCAAUUCUCUGCAGAUUCCAGUAGUUCUCAUCUAUCUUUGUCGUAUUUAUGCGGAUACUUCUGCCAUUAAAAUGGAUUUAGAAAUUCAAUAGCAUAUGCUUUCCAACAUCAUUGAGGAAAGUUUUGCCAAUUUGCAAGCUGGUUUGACGUACUACACGGUAUGGUGCAUUUACACUUUUUUUUUUUUACUUGGAUACAUAGAUUUACCAUUGGGUAUUUUUCGGGACAGUAAUAAAAUCAAGACUUGUGAAAGUUUUUUACUUACUAAUGUACACUUAUCAUCUCAUUUUGCUAUGUAAGCUGGGCAGAGAGAUUUAUUUGUAGAAUCCUAUUUUACCGUGGACCAUGGUCCAUGUACUAGUGUGAUUCAUGAAAUAUGUAUCAUUCUAAUUACACUAUUUUAGUCUCAUUUGAUAA